GAAAAGCGGGUUUCUUCCUCUUUUCAACUCGAAGUCCUCUCUCUCUUCCCUUCUCGUUGCGGGCGUCUCUGAGAGUCUGCGAGGAAACCCUAGUCUAGGAGGAGCCAAAGGAGGCGAAAAUGGUCGAAGGAAAGGAAGGGGAUUGGGAGUGCAGUAGCUGCCAGAACCGCAACUAUGCCUUCCGAUCCUUCUGCAACCGCUGCAAGCAGCCGCGACUCCUCGUGGACACUAAGACGCCGGCCGACUCCAAGUGGCUCCCCCGGAUCGGAGACUGGAUUUGCUCUGGUUGCAGUAACAACAAUUAUGCUUCAAGAGAGAAGUGCAAAAAAUGCGGGCAACCAAAGGAAGUGGCUGCAAUGCCAGCAAUUGCACUGGCUGGAGCUUCUAUCCCAACUCAUGCACAUUAUUUUGCCAGGGCACAGGGUGGACCGGGAUUAAAUAUGAAUCAAUCUGAUCUUCAGCAACAGGCAUUUUCGGCAGGAACUGCAGGGGCUGGUUGGCCAUAUACUGCUGAUAAUAAGUAUGGACUUCAGACAUCAACUUCUUGGUCAUUUGGUGGAAGCAGUAACAGUGGAUAUGUGAACAAUACCAGUCAGCUUCUUAUGGUUCCUAAAGGAUGGCGUAAUGGGGAUUGGAUAUGUAACUGUGGUUUUCAUAACUAUUCCUCUCGUGCUCAGUGUAAGAAAUGUAACGCUCCUUUUCCACCUGGUAUGCCUUCUUCAACGGCUGCCCCUGCAACUACUGAUUUGUUUCCCACAUUGGGUACAAAGCGUCUUGCAUCAGAAGAAUUUGUUAAUGGCUGGGACAGCAAGAGAUUGAAUGCAGGCGAUAUGAACAGCCACAUUAUGCCAACUGGGCAGCAAGUUUCUUAUGGAGGGUUUUCUCAAAUGGCUGGAUCCACUAAUGAUCAAACAUCCACGUUGUAUACCACACUUUCUGCUGGAAGCACUGCAGCUGUUCCUAAUUUGCAUAUGCACAUGCAAACGUCACAGAUGACAACAGUUCCUGCAAUUCUGGGAAAAGGUGCAAAGCAAUGGCGGCAUGGAGAUUGGAUGUGUACCAAUUGCAAUAACCACAAUUUUGCAUCUAGACUACAUUGUAACAGGUGUAACAGUCAAAAGGAUGCGAUUACUCAGACGGUUAAUGUUGUAUAAUUGUUUUAGUGGGCAUGGGGCUGCUUGUAUUUUAUAAUUUGCAGAGUGAGAUCGUUUUUUGGUAUAUGGAAGAGUGAAAUUGUGAUUGUUUUUUAAUAGAUUGCUCAAAUACAUUUUUGUCAGAUUGAGAAACUUCUUCCUUGGUAAGAAGAAAUGAGUUGAUAUUUCAAUUACUUCUCGUGUGUAAUCAGGACGGACAAAGCUAGUGGAGAGAGUUGGUAUGACCAAUAGGUCGGGGAAA
This is a messenger RNA of Nymphaea colorata (pocket water lily), 1395 nucleotides long. RefSeq lists its product as uncharacterized. The coding region runs from base 120 to 1154 and encodes 344 amino acids. Lineage: Eukaryota; Viridiplantae; Streptophyta; Magnoliopsida; Nymphaeales; Nymphaeaceae. Gene Ontology annotation, cellular component: cytoplasm. Gene Ontology annotation, molecular function: mRNA binding. The record is from RefSeq and is a predicted model, not a curated record. The transcript has 7 exons.